GGUUUGUCUUGCAGUGGGUUUCUUAGGGAUUGUUUCUGCUGCUUUGGGUUUUGCUGCUGAAGCUAAGAGGAUCAAGGUUUCUGAGGUUCAAUUCAGUGCUCCUGGGAUGUGUACGUACCCAAGAAGUCCAGCUUUAGCUCUAGGAUUGACUGCAUCAGUGGCUCUUGUUACUAUUAAUGUUUCAGCUGGUUGUGUUUGUUGCAAAACGAAUGCUCAUCCUUCAAAUUCUAAUUGGACCCUGGCAUUGGUUUGCUUCGUCUUUUCCUGGUUCACGUUCAUUAUAGCAUUUCUCCUCUUCCUGACAGGGUCUGCACUUAAUGACCAGCACGGUGGAGAGAGCAUGUACUUAGGCAGCUACUGUUAUGUGGUUAAGUCUGGGGUUUUCGCAGGAGGUGCAAUUUUGUCCCUUCUUAGUGUUAGCCUUGGAAUUCUGUAUUAUCUCACAAUAUACUCAACAAAAAAUGGAGCACAACGGGGGUUUACUGGACGUACUAAUCAAGGAGGUAUAGCGAUGGCACAACCUCAAGUCCCACCUGAAGUAGCACACCAACCUGUUUUUGUCCCUGAAGACACAUACUAUAGGCGCCAAGAGGCAUGAUUGACAAAAUAGCCACAAUUAUCUGCGAAUAUUUGAGCUUAGUUUGUGUGAUUUAUUUUUAACAUAUCAUUGCUAUCUAUUUUUGACCUCACGGUCCAUUUGGUUCGCUGAAGACGAUUUAAUGAUUUGGCCGACCUGUUCCUG
Molecule: messenger RNA, 742 nt
Organism: Papaver somniferum (opium poppy)
Lineage: Eukaryota; Viridiplantae; Streptophyta; Magnoliopsida; Ranunculales; Papaveraceae
Exons: 3
Coding region: 107-598 (163 amino acids)
Source: RefSeq, a predicted model, not a curated record